This is a messenger RNA of Thunnus maccoyii (southern bluefin tuna), 1566 nucleotides long. It is a transcript of the gene mterf3, whose product is annotated as mitochondrial transcription termination factor 3. Gene Ontology annotation, cellular component: mitochondrion. Gene Ontology annotation, molecular function: double-stranded DNA binding. Lineage: Eukaryota; Metazoa; Chordata; Actinopteri; Scombriformes; Scombridae. Bases 108 to 1391 code for a protein of 427 amino acids. The record is from RefSeq and is a predicted model, not a curated record. The transcript has 8 exons. Gene Ontology annotation, biological process: mitochondrial ribosome assembly; regulation of DNA-templated transcription.
GAAGUCUUUCCGUUUAACUUGCACGUGAAAACAUUUUGACAUUGAGCAGCAUUUUCAGUAUGGAGCUACGUUGGGGAUGAAAUACUUUGAUUCACAAAUUAAUCAUCAUGGCGUCUUCUUCCUGUGCACAGCUGUGUCUGAGAUGCAGAAGUCUUCUUUCCUCCAAGACAGCGACUCUUACCUGGCAGCAUUCCACUCAAGUUCGACAUUGCACUGCAGUCACAAGGGUACCAAACAAAAUCCUAAAUAGAUCUUCAUUUAUCAGUGGGACUCACACAACAACUCAGGCAAGACAGAUAUGGAAACAAAAGAUGUGCCAUUACAGUGACUUCACUGUUAAACAUCUGGAAACUGAAGCCAAGGAAGAUGAGAAUACUGAAGAGUUCUCAAGAACUGAUGUUGUGGCAUACAAGAGCCCACUGCUGCAAAUCAGAGAUGCUGCACCAGUAACUGAAAGCCAGAUGUCAUUAGAUCUGGAUGCUGCCGCUGAACUUUCUGCAUUAGAGGAGAUCAGCGAUGAAGAGGCUGUUGCUAUAUGUGUUCCUUCUGCCAUGCCUCCAGCCUCUACCUCGCUCAGAGACUAUGUGGACAAGUCUGAGACCCUUACCAAACUGGUAGAGCUAGGUGUGAACCUGUGGAAGCUGGAACAAAGGCCCAAUGUAGGCUCCAUGCUGCUGAGGCUCGACUUCAAUACAGAUGUGGCUCCAAGGCUGUUGUUCCUCAAAGACAUCGGGGUGGAGGACUCUCGCCUUGCUUAUAUCAUCACACACAACCCCUUCAUUCUCACUGAGAAUUUGGAAAACCUACAGUCCAGGGUGAACUAUCUCAAGUCAAAAAAGUUCAGCUCUGAGACUGUUGCAUCCAUGGUGUCCAGAGCUCCUUAUCUGCUGAACUUCAGUGUGAAGAGGCUCGACAACAGACUUGGUUUCUAUCAGCAGCAACUCAGCCUCAGUGUUUCUAAUACCCGGAACAUUAUCGCUCGUCUACCCAGAUUACUGUGUGGCAGUUUGGAGCCUGUUAAAGAAAAUCUGAAGGUGUGUGAAAUAGAGCUCGGCUUUAAGGAAAAUGAGAUCCAGCACAUAGUUACUUCUGUCCCGAAAGUGCUGACCAUCAAUAAGAGGAAGCUAACCCAAAUAUUUGACUUCCUCCACAACACCAUGAAGGUGCCUCACCAUCUGAUCGCCAAGUUCCCACAGGUCCUCAAUACGAAGUACUUGCGUGUGAGAGAGCGCCACCUGUUCCUGCAGUACCUCGGAAAGGAUCAGUAUGACCCAGAUCAACCCAACUACAUCUCCCUGGAUCGCCUGGUGUCCUUGCCAGAUGAGACUUUUUGCACUGAGUUGGCUUCGGCCACACUGGAAGAUUUUUGUUUGUUCCAAAAGACACUUUGAUUCUUCAUAAGGGAUAUUUUUAAAGAAACUACAUAAUACAAGUGGUCAAGCACACAGGAUAAAAUCUAGAUAUAUGCAGACCUGAAAGUAUUUAAAACAUAGAGAUCAGCUGAGUGUGAAAUAAAAUGUUUGCUUUGUAAAUAUGAUGUUUAAUAAAUGUACACAAUGCAGCGUC